GGGGGCCCGAGGGGGAGGGUUGCCCGCGGUGACAAACGGAAGUGGCGCUGACGGCUCCAGACCUUCGCCGCCAAGCUGGGAACCGGGGAGAUGGCUGACACCGACCCCAAGAACGUGCAGGACCUCACCUCAGUGGUGCAGACGCUCUUGCAGCAGAUGCAGGAUAAAUUCCAGACCAUGUCGGACCAGAUCAUCGGGAGAAUCGAUGACAUGAGCAGUCGCAUCGACGAUCUGGAGAAGAACAUCGCCGACCUCAUGACCCAGGCUGGGGUGGAAGAGCUGGAAGGUGAAAACAAGAUCCCAGCCACACAGAAGAGUUGAAGGUUGCUGAUGUUUUCCACUGAAAUCUGGAGCAUCGUCUUCGACGCCAGGAAAAGCAAGUGGCUUUCACACCCACUGCCCUGCGUGGCUGGGUUUAUCUUCCAGAGCACAUUGCUACCAUGUCCUGUAAAGUUAGUUUAGAGUCCGCCCCACCCCCCCCAAGUUUCCCAAACAUGGUGUCUUCACAUCUAGACACUUGGUCAGUUGUCACCUAAUUAUUAAACACUGAAAUUUUGGUAGUUCCUGCAUAAAGUUUUCCAAGUUUUUAGUGCAUUUUGUGAAGUCAUUUUCUCCUGCCAUUCUUUUGUAGUAAUUGCUGUUUGAUACAAGUUACUGUGUAAUUUUUAUUAGAGAAAUAGUAACUCCUUUUAUUGUUCGAUGUAGUGAUGUGAGACAUUUGUAGUUUAGGGUUCUUUUAUUCUCAGCACAAAGUGACUGUUGAGUAGUUUGUUGACCAUACUUGCAAAGGACUAAAUGCAUGUGAAGAUUUUUUUAUUCAGAAAUACUGUCACUAAUUACUCUAUUGCCAAAACUCAGAAUUGAGCUUGAGCACUGAGGUCAGUGAUGAGUCCCCACCUCCUUACCGUGUUGAGCCUGGUGGAGCGAGGUGCUCCUUUGUUAGUGCAUGAGAUUCUAGUAACUUCGUCCAGACCCUACCAGUGUUACCACAGACACCUGGCAGGAUUUUAAAUCUCAGUGACCUUAGACCUUCUUUAAACUACAGAUGGAAAGAGAGGAGAGAGAAACUGGAUCGAGUCUGUGCCAGUCACGUGGCUAGAAAAGGCUGAGUGACCAGUAGGAACCUCUGGUGGUUGAGUAACAUUUUUUGCCGAAAUUCUUGCAGAGUAUCAGUUUUAUUGUUGAUCCUCGAAGGCAGAGACAGUAACUCUUGCGCUCAGAUUGCAGUGUCUGGUGCUAAGAAGCCAGCAUUAACAGUCUGGAAGGCAAGCCAGGCGACUGAAACCCCGCAGUGCUUUCAGACACUGUGGGGGAGACCUUCAUUCAGAAAAACCUGUUUCCCAUACCACCAUUCUUGGUUGUACUGCACAGAAAUGUUUAUUUAAAAUUAUCUGGGGAACACACAGGAGUCAAAUCUGCUAAAAUGGAGUCACCACGGUCCUCCUUCAGUCAGUAGGUGGUGCUGUAUUCCCUUAACAUCCCAGUUUUGAGCUCUGGCCAGUCUGGCUGAAACUUGUGUGCAAAGCCUUCUUUCUCUAGGCCCCUAAAUGGCAAGUGGCAGCCAGGGCUGCAGGCAGUGGGGCUUGGGGAGGAGCUGGCGCCCUGGACCACAGAUUUCAGAGGCAAGUCUCCAACCAGAACUGUCUGCCGUGAAUAAAGGUGCCUGAAAUCCUGCCACUGGA
Molecule: messenger RNA, 1682 nt
Organism: Dipodomys spectabilis (banner-tailed kangaroo rat)
Lineage: Eukaryota; Metazoa; Chordata; Mammalia; Rodentia; Heteromyidae
Gene: Hsbp1
Product: heat shock factor binding protein 1
Exons: 4
Coding region: 91-321 (76 amino acids)
Biological process (GO): cellular heat acclimation
Cellular component (GO): nucleus; cytosol
Molecular function (GO): transcription corepressor activity
Source: RefSeq, a predicted model, not a curated record